Messenger RNA from Habropoda laboriosa, 1515 nucleotides. Its product is annotated as transmembrane protein 26. Lineage: Eukaryota; Metazoa; Arthropoda; Insecta; Hymenoptera; Apidae. The coding region runs from base 1 to 1515 and encodes 504 amino acids. The transcript is spliced from 5 exons. The record is from RefSeq and is a predicted model, not a curated record.
AUGGCAAAAUUUUUGGCGACAAUUAAAGCAAUAAUUACACGCCUGGUUUUCGCGUCUCACAGUUUCAUUGCUAUUUGGCAAGUUACUACAUUUAAAAAGAACCCUCUGUUUUGGUACCUGAGCUGUCCGAUUUUGUUACUGUUUUUUGAAGGCAUAUUUACGCUCACCAUAAAAGAAAAUCAAGAGUGGAAGUGGUUUUGUCCUUCAGUUUUCUUAUAUCUCAGCAGUGUAGUUCCUGCAAUAUGGCUUUUGGAAUUGGAUAAGGUAGACAGAAGGCUGAAAGCUUUUGAAACUAACAUGAACAUAUCAGAGGACUUUGAUUUAAAAAAUCUUGCUGCUGAAGACUUAAAACAGUUGGAAAAAGCACUGGGUGUGAACAUACAUCUACCUAACAUACAAAUAUCCACAGAAACCUGGGUGACUUUAAUUGAACAAUUUUUAAUGCUGAUUCUGAUAAUUGGAAGGUGGAUGUUGCCGAAGGGAGAUCUAACCCGGGACCAACUGAGCCAAUUAUUAUUGGUCUACAUUGGAACAGCUGCAGAUAUUAUAGAAUUCUUUGAUUCCUUUAAAGAAGAUCGUAUUGCACGUGAACCUGUGUUGGUAUAUUUGACUUUAGGUAUAUGGGCGUGGUCUCUGAUGCAAUUCACGGUUGUCCUGACAGCCACUAAGUCUAGGAAGUCAAGGCUGUCUUCCGGAAGCGCAGUAAAAAGGAGAGUACACACGGAGACCAGUUGUUGUAGCAUCGAUGUAUGGGGGAUUGCUUUGAACAUGGUUCUGCAGGAUGGGCCAUUUCUCGCGUUCAGGCUGAUUUUAAUCAUCCAUUAUCGCAUAGUCAGCUACAUGAAUAUAUUCUUCACCUGUAAGAAUACUCUGGUGAUACUGCUGCAGCUUUACCGACUGUACGUGGUACAGACAGAGAACAAGAGCAAGAAAAAGAAGAAACCUGAAAUAUCGAGUAUCAGUAUUAUUUCGAGGGAAGAUAUUUACAAAGAUACGAGAAAUAGAAAAGUUUCUGAGGAAAGAAGAAGGAAGAAAAGAAGAGACGUGGAGGCUAAUUACUCAGAUAGUGAAGAAACCACGGAAGAAGUCGAUAAAUUCGAUUCCUCUCCAAGAAACGUUAACCAUAUUCGAUUUUACAGAAAAAAGCGUCAAGACACUGGAUACUCUACCUCAAGCUCCAGAAAUUCUGGGAAACAUGGAAAAUCUCAACGAAUUGAAAACAGAAAAAAGUCUUCACGCAGAGCGGAGUACCAAAUCGAAGUUUCCAGCGAUGAGGAAAAACGUAGAAGAAAAUUGGACAGAAAAUCAUCGAAAAAGGGGGAUAAGAAAUUUUCCGAGAGUAUUAAGAUGAAAACUAGAAACGACGAUUCUAGAAAGAGGAGAAAGAGUAAAGAUGACAGUGAAGAAGAAUCGACCAUUGAAGAAGUAGCUGAUAAGACGAAUAGUGAAGAAAGUGAAUUGGAAUCUGAGAGGAAAAGGUACACUCAUCGAAAACGAAGGCAAAACAGAGACUGA